Camellia sinensis is the source of this 795-nucleotide messenger RNA. The record is from RefSeq and is a predicted model, not a curated record. Lineage: Eukaryota; Viridiplantae; Streptophyta; Magnoliopsida; Ericales; Theaceae.
UUAAUAUAUGAAAUUUACAGAGUAUGUGCAGAGCAGAAAGAUUAUGUAAACUAAAAAGAUUACUGUGUACACAGACACCCCGGCUUUCCUCUUAUUUUCAUCUGUCUCUCCAUCUACCCUCGACGCCAAACCCUCCCUCUUCCGCCACCAUCAACGCCCUCAUCCGUGGUUUGCAGCUACUAAUCUCUCUUUCUUCCAGAUCGGAAUCAUCAUCUCAUAGAGGAAGCAUGGAUGGAGAAAUCUCUAACAUAAAGAAGUGGAUCAUAUUGUAUCCUAUUUACAUAAAUUCAAAGAAAACAAUAGCAGAGGGAAGGCGAAUAAGCACAAGCAAAGCCUGUGAAAAUCCUACUUGUGCUGAGAUUGGUGAUUGUUGCUCUCAUCUUAAACUCCCGUUUGCAAUUGAGGGAAACAGCUAAUGCUUCGCAUAGCAGAGUUGGUACCCAGACACCCUGGGAGGACCAAGAAACAGGAGCCUGCUGCUGCAUCGACCUCGGGUGCUGUACCUUCAAAAUCUGGGAAAGGUGGAAAAAAGAAGAGAUAGCUUCACUAGUUUGUGUUUCUUCCCCGUUGUCAGUGUUAGGCCCUAAAAUUUCUACAUCAAAUAUUUUGUUUUUAAAACCCUCCGUGUUUUUUGUUAGUCCCAUUUUUUUUUUGUUUGGAAUAUUUAAAGAUACUUUUUUUUUUCCCUGAAAAGAGCAGCCACACUUUUGUGGGGAUAGAAAUUGUGGUAGUGAACUAGUUCAAGGAAAUGCUUGAUUAACACUUAAUGGUGCAAUGUGUAAAAUUAUCCAGUAA